Messenger RNA from Funneliformis geosporum, 387 nucleotides. The record is from the annotation of a GenBank genome assembly. NCBI's taxonomy places the organism in Eukaryota, Fungi, Glomeromycota, Glomeromycetes, Glomerales, Glomeraceae.
AUGAAUUCAUUAGAGUUAUUUUUCAGCACAUUAUAUCAAUAUGAAAUUGUUAAGAUGGAAAAUGAAAGGAAUGGCAAUUUACAAGUCGUCGAGUCUCCAUCACUCGACAUGAGCUUCGAUUUUGCGGAUGCUCCUCCGGCCGUAAAUACGCAAAAAGAAAAUGAGGAUAGAAAAAAAAUCAAAAAUAGGGAACCUCGUGUAAAAUUAUCAAUUCGCAAAGUUAACUAUCCAAAACAAGUUAAAAAUAAAGAAAGCGAAAUAAAACCAAAGAAAUCGGAAAGUUCUAAAAAAAAAAAGAAUAAUUUAUGUAUAAAUAUGGUAGGUUAUGACCAAAAGCCAGUUUGUUCAACUCGUUCUCUUCAUAACAAGAGAAGAAAAAUGGAAUAA